AGGUUGGAGGAUGGGAGGGACAGGGCUACUGUGCCAGGCACUGCUGUUAUCCCUUGUGGGUACUAUAGGGGCCACUUUGGAAGGUUCAUGUGAGGGCUCAGCCCUCAGGGCUGGGGAGAAGAGGGAGAUUGAGUCUUGGGGACAUUUUACUCCCUUUCUGCCCAUGAUCCCUGUGGUCUUUGACCCUCUGACUCCUGAUGACCCAUUUUCCAUCCCAGUGGGCCCUGCGGAUCUCAGCCAGGGCUGAAAAAAAAGGUUGGAGCAUCCCAUAUGGUAGGAAACUCUCAUGCUCAGCCUGGGGUCUGGCCCUGGAUGGUCAGUAUACAGAUAAUCAGCGAGUCUGGGGGAAGGUACCAUGUCUGUGGGGGGUCCUUAGUGACCCCUAGCUGGGUUCUCACGGCUGCUCACUGCUUCAAGAACAAAAUUGACCUGCACAUGUGGCGGCUGCUGGUUGGUGCCUGGGAGAUUCAGUGGGCUGUGUCGGGUCCCCUGGACCCCCGCGUGCAGGAGCGGAAACCUGUCCAGAUCCUGAUACAUGAGCAAUUCAACAUUCAGCUCAACACCAAUGACAUUGCACUCGUGCAGAUGGACAGCCCUGCCCAUUGUGGUGAUGUGGUGCAGACCGCCUGCCUCCCCCACUCCAGUGAGUCCCCCAUCCGGGCUCCAGAGUCCUGUAUUGUUACAGGCUGGGGGUUCAGACGUGGUGAAGCUGGGUUGGCAGCACCAAUUGUACAGGAAGCAAAGGUGAUGGUCAUUGAUUUGGACAAAUGCAAUGAAACUGAUUGGUACCAUGGGGUCGUUCGUCUGAACAACUUGUGUGCUAGAUACUCAGACAAGAACAUGGACACUUGUGAGGUCCCUUCUCCAAGCCACACAAUAUGCUAGUUAUAUCACCAUACAGGAAAAAGACAGUUGGGAAGUUGAAUACCCUCCUCCCUACCCAAGGACCAGCACAAUCAGUAACUUCUCCAGACACACACACCUGGAAACUUUUGUCUGAGACUGAGGAGGGCCUCUCUGUUGGAACUUUUCCUUCAUGCUCAGAACUUUCCAUCAGUCCACAUCAUUUGCCCUGAACACCUUAGACCCCUCUAGCUUCAAAUGAGGACCUUGCAUAUGUGCUGAGGGAGGAAUGACCAUUGAUCUAUAGAUCUAUAGACUCUAUGUCCCAAGGAGGCAGUGGACAUGUGUGCUGAGGCAGUAGUGACCAUGUGUUCAAAGAUAUCAGUAACUGUGUGUCCUGAGCUAUGGCUGUGUGCUGCAAGAGGAUGAUUAUAUCCCUUCUGUGCAGGGAGACAGCGGAGGGCCUCUCAUGUGCAAGGACAAUGAGACUAAAGUGUAUGUGGUUCAUGGAAUUGCAAGCUGGGCAGUUGGCUGCGCUCGGAUAAACCUGCCAGGUCUCUACACAUCCACUUGGCACUUUCUGAACUGGAUUACUUCCAAGAUUGGUUCUGAUAUGAAGAUGACUAACCUGCCUUCAGCUGGAGAGACCUUGGCCUCAGCAUCACUCCCUUAUCCAGAAAUUCUGGGCAGAGGGGCAUCUCAGAAGCUUGAAGAGGACUUCUCACACUCAAGCAUCCCAAGGCAACCUCCAAGAUUGGAAAACAGGGCCCCUCCCCCACUUGACCUUGCUGCAUCUGUUCCUCACCCUCCAAGGGGAAGAAGAGGUGCUGUGGGGCCAUAGCUGCAUCAGCAUUCCCAGGAUCAUUCUCUCUCUUGGUCUUUCUGGCUUUCAACUUCAUGGUUCCAUUUCUUUAGCUGGGGAAGGAAGAAACAAACCCAGCUCACUGAAUAGUAUUUUUUGUUUUCAAUCAUU
Messenger RNA from Trichosurus vulpecula (common brushtail), 1816 nucleotides. RefSeq names its product acrosin-like. Bases 271 to 885 code for a protein of 204 amino acids. Gene Ontology annotation, molecular function: serine-type endopeptidase activity. Gene Ontology annotation, biological process: acrosome reaction; proteolysis. The record is from RefSeq and is a predicted model, not a curated record. NCBI's taxonomy places the organism in Eukaryota, Metazoa, Chordata, Mammalia, Diprotodontia, Phalangeridae. The transcript is spliced from 5 exons.